AUGAAGUACUCACUUCUGUCACUCUCCCUUGUCGGUAUACUUGUCUAUCUCUUUUUUCGAUCCAUCAAACGCCUCUACUUCCACCCUCUCAGCAAGAUCCCUGGGCCCAAGCUCGCUGCCAUAUCCCACAUUUACGAGUUUUACUACGAUGUAAUCAAAGGCGGAACGUUCCUUUUCAAAAUCGAAAAGAUGCACGAACAAUAUGGUACACACUUUUCCCAUAUUGGACCCCAGGAUGCCAAGACUGAUAUGCAGAUGAUAGGACCUAUUGUUCGCAUCAAUCCGCGUGAGAUCCACAUCAAAGACCCCUCCUUUUAUGACGAGAUCUACGCCUCGGGGGGUAGAAAGCGCAAUAAGGAUGCUCAAUUCCUCAAGGCGUAUUCUGUCCCAGGGUCCAUGGUGGCCACGGUGGAUCACGAUCAACACCGCUACCGUCGAAACAUCCUGAAUGGAUUUUUCUCCAAGCGUUCCGUCAAUGAAUUAUCCCCCGUUGUCGAAGAAAAAGUGCUAAAGCUGAUGCGGCGCUUUGAAAUUGCGUAUCGAGCAGAGUCAAUCAUGCGUCUAGACGAUGCCUUUUCCGCACUCGCCUCGGAUGUCAUUACACAGUACUCCUUCGGCAGAAGCUGGGACUUCCUGGAUGACGCGGAUUUUAGAAGGGACAUUAGGAGCGCGAUCACUGAGACAGCUAACGUUAUUCACAUUAACCGCUUCUUCCCUCUAUUCUCACGGACGCUCCGUAUGAUCCCCAAGUGGUUGGUAUGUAAAAUACAACCAGGAAAGGUAGGUUUGUUUGCGUUCAUGAAGACUAUUUAUGAAUUCACUGCGCAGUCAAUGCAGAUCGCAGAAUCCAGUGUUCCUGCGAAACGAGAUUCCAAGAAAGGAACUAUUUUCGAAAAGUUGACAGAUCCAACCCUCCCACCUGAAGAGAGAACUUUCGCUCGCGUACAUGACGAAUCGGGCGUUAUUCUUCAGGCUGGAACUGAGUCAAUCAGUCGGUCAUUGACUAUAGCUGCCUUUCAUCUUGCUCAUCAGCCUUCAAUGCGGGAGAAGCUACGUGAGGAGCUGCGGUCCAUUCUACCGACACCUGACAGUACAGCGACUUGGGCACAGCUGGAACAGUUGCCGUACUUGACUGGUGUUAUUUACGAGUGCCUCCGUCUCUCGUAUGGCUUGAUCAUCCGUCUCCCUCGAUGCGCCCCUUCGGAGACACUGAAAUACGCGGACUAUGUUAUUCCACCAGGGACACCAAUGAGCAUGUCGUCAUACCUCGUUCACCACGAUGAAACCAUCUUUCCCGACUCGUAUUCUUUUAAACCCGAGCGCUGGAUCGAAGUCGGAGAGAAGUCAGACCGUCUCACGAAGUACAUGGUCUCGUUCACUCGAGGGAGUCGGGCGUGCCUUGGCAUGAAUCUAUCGUAUAUCGUGCUAUAUAUGACGAUCGCGAGCUUUGUCCGUCGGUUUAAUAUGGAACUUUACAAGACGAAAAUUGAGGAUUUGACUAUUGUGCGCGAUUUCGGACUUGGAAUCACCAGGAAUGGGGAGGUGGAGGUUUCUGUCAAGAUGACGGAUAUGCUGAAGGAGUAG
Messenger RNA from Penicillium pulvis, 1584 nucleotides. RefSeq names its product cytochrome P450. Gene Ontology annotation, molecular function: heme binding; oxidoreductase activity, acting on paired donors, with incorporation or reduction of molecular oxygen; iron ion binding. The record is from RefSeq and is a predicted model, not a curated record. The coding region runs from base 1 to 1584 and encodes 527 amino acids. The transcript is spliced from 4 exons. Lineage: Eukaryota; Fungi; Ascomycota; Eurotiomycetes; Eurotiales; Aspergillaceae.